Leptidea sinapis is the source of this 1012-nucleotide messenger RNA. Its product is annotated as cuticle protein 16.5-like. The transcript has a single exon. Lineage: Eukaryota; Metazoa; Arthropoda; Insecta; Lepidoptera; Pieridae. The record is from RefSeq and is a predicted model, not a curated record. The coding region runs from base 228 to 926 and encodes 232 amino acids.
GGCAAUAGGAUGAAAUUUUUUCGUCACACAUAGUAAGCAAGGUCACAAAAUGUAACAACGUCUGACAUUGUUCUAGCACUGCCAUACCGAAUUCUGCAUUCAAGUUACACUUUAACAAUAUCCGGUCAGUAUAAAUAGCGCGGAGGGCGAGUCGAAUUUAUCAGUCGGCCGUGCACGGUUUGAAGUGAUCUACCUAGCUCGUCAGACAAACACAGACCACGUUCACAAUGCAGUCGCUGGUGGUGUUCCUGGCUCUCGCGUCGGUGGCGUGCGGCUCCUACCUGCCGCUGGCGCAGCCCCCCCACCACCCCGCCGUGGUGCUAGACCCCCAUGGCCGGCCGCUGGACACCGCCGAGGUGAUCAACGCUCGCGCCGUCCACUACCAGGCCAAGGCCCUGGAGCCCCGCGCCGCCCUCGGCUACGGCCACGCCGCGGUGGCCCUCGCGCCCGUGGCUCCGCUCGCUCUCUCGUACGCCGCGCCCGCCGCCGUCUCCCACCAGUCCCGCGUGGACGUGCGCAUUAGCCCCGCCGUCGUGUCGCACGCCGUAGCCGCUCCGGUGCUCGCGCACUCCGUGCUCGCCCCUGCUCCCGCUCUCUCCCACUACCUGCACAAGCGCUCCCUGGGACACUACGCGGUGGCCGCGCCCGCCGCCGUCUCUCACCAGUCCCGCGUGGACGUGCGCACCAGCCCCGCCGUCGUGUCGCACGCGGUGGCCGCCCCCGUGCUCGCGCACUCUGUGUUGGCCGCGCCCGCCGCCGUCUCCCACCAGUCCCGCGUCGACGUGCGCACCAGCCCCGCUCUCGUCGCUCCCGUCGUCGCCCACUACGCCGCGCCCGCUCCGCUCCACUACGCCGCGCCCGCUCCGCUCCACUACGCUGCACCUGCUCACAUCCAUCUUGCUGGACACUAUGCUCACGCCUGGUGAACGAGAAUAACCAAUACUGACCAACUGCUAGGAUUAUUACUAAAUAAAAUAUUUAUAAAUUAAUAGAAUAUAUUAAUUUAAAUAUA